Messenger RNA from Gasterosteus aculeatus aculeatus (three-spined stickleback), 1794 nucleotides. Lineage: Eukaryota; Metazoa; Chordata; Actinopteri; Perciformes; Gasterosteidae. The record is from RefSeq and is a predicted model, not a curated record.
UCAUUAGUUUGUUUCACAGGAGCUUCUGCUGAUUGUAAUAACAAUACACGUCGAUUCAUCACUGCACCAAAAGAGAUGGAAGCACUGAGUGGAUCUUGUUUGCAAAUUCCAUGUAACUUCAGCGUGAAAUCAGGAGAGAAAAUCAACAGCAGAACAACAACAUUUGGAGUGUGGAUUAAAAACUACUCUCAAUUUGGCAUGUUUCCAAAUAAUGUGAUUUUCAACAGUAGUGGGACAGUUUCCACAUAUCCGAUGAGUUUUACUGGAGACUUGAGUCAGAAAAACUGCACCACUUUAUUUUCCAGUUUAAAGACAACAUACACAGGAAAAUACUACUUCAGGGUUGAGAACGAAGCAUUUCGAGCAACAGCUGCUUGUGAUCCUCUUCAAAUAACAGUUAAAGAUUCUCCUCCAAAGCCCAGGAUUGAGAUCUCAGGUGAUGUGAAGGAGAAGGAGUCUGUCUCUAUCAGCUGCUCAGCUUCCACUCCCUGUCCACACUCUCCUCCUCAACUCACCUGGAACCUCCAACCAGACUCUCACCACAUGAUGGAGGAAAACACAGAUCGAACCUUCACAACUAGAAUCCAGAAGAGCAUCACUCUGUCACAUGAACAUGAUGGAUUCAUCAUCAGCUGUUCUGCCAGAUAUCCUGUGAAUGAAGGAAAAUAUGUAAAGACGUCAGAGGAGAGAAAGACUCUCAAUGUUUCAUAUGCUCCCAAGGACACCUCGGUGUCCAUCUGUCCAUCAUGUCGGGUGUCAGCAGGUAGCCGGGUGAACCUGACCUGCUCCAGCAGAGCCAAACCUCCUGUGAGCCGCUUCACCUGGUUCAAGACCAGCAGAGAUGCACCAAUCAAAGUAUCUGAAGGAGACUUUUACAGCUUCAAUGUCACUGAUGGAGGAGUUUAUUACUGUGUGGCCACCAAUCAGCUUGGUGAUCAAACAUCAUCAGAAAUCCAUCUGACUAUAGAAGGUGACUAAUAAAGGUACUUCAUUCUUGGAGGAAUCAUUGGGAUCAUCGUGCUCAUCGGCCUGGUUUUUGUUUGGUCAGUAGCAUCAGUAAAGAAUGUGUCUCCAAUGAAAUGUGGUCUUUUUUUGGUACUCUGUACAGUGACAACAGAAGAAGGAGACGUCCACUAUGGAGAGAUUAACUUCUCGAGGCUCAGAUCUGGACCGUCCUCGGUCUCGGAGCAGGACGGUGGACAGCAGGAGGACACUUUGUAUGCGCAGGUCAAAGUGUCCAAGGCAGCAGACAACGUCACACGGACUGCUGACGUCCCAGAGGAUCUCUACGCUCAAGUGAAGAGAAAAUGAGCCUUUUCUUGUCGUCACAUUUGGGUUUUAUUGUUAAGAUGCUUUUUACACAAAUAACAAGCUUCAUAUGUCAGUUUAUGGAGAAAAAGAAUAGUGAGAAAAUGUAAUCUUCACUGCUCACAGUUAAUUAAAGAGGAACUUCAAACCUCCACACCCUGCAGCUCAGGUAGUUAAUUUCUUCAUACUUUUGACACCGUAAGGUUUGUGUUUAUCAGAUCGGUACAAAUAAAAGUCCCACGGCUCUAAAUAGAGAAGUAUUCUAAAAGAAGACGCUGUUCAUAUAUCAUCAUGUUUUAUAACAGGAUUUUAACUUUUUCUUUGUUGCAUUUUUUAAAAGGCUUCUUUAAACCUUAUUUAUUAAAGUUUUUUUUACAUCUUCUGCAUUAACCACGUUUUAUUGUACUAUUUCUUCUUCAAAAGACAAUAAUUUACUGCAUUUCAAGAUAUGUAUUAAUAACAAGGUAAUAAAAACCAUAUAUCUCA